Molecule: messenger RNA, 928 nt
Organism: Drosophila virilis
Lineage: Eukaryota; Metazoa; Arthropoda; Insecta; Diptera; Drosophilidae
Source: RefSeq, a predicted model, not a curated record
GUGCUUCCUUCUGGCUGUAUCAUACAUUUCGAUUUUGGGUUUUUAAUGGGUUCAGGGUAUAAAAAAUAUAGGGGAAUAUAUAUUUCAAAUUUUAAGUCUACAGACGAAUGGGGUUCUAACGAUCCAGCUCGUCGUCCAGAUCAAUAUAUUUCCUUCAUUUCCAUAUCUUGGCACACUUGCAACAAAUUGUGUGACAAAAUCAAAGCAUACGCUGUACAUAAGGGCAUAAUUUGAAAAUCAUGAGCAGUCAUUGACACGUGGAUCAAUAUUGGACACUUGUCGGAGACACAGCAAUGCGGAGGCAUCACAGCUCGAAGUGUCUGUGUCCACUUCAGCUCAAUGCCAAAGCCAGGCGGCAUUGAUACGAGCAGCCACAGAACUAGGUCUAGGGGCCAUUGUUUGGGUUAUGCACAGCCGAGCCGAACCGACCUUGGCAGGCACAGAUAGAUGACAAAAGAGGUGGGCAUACAAAUGCUUACAUAUCUAUAUUUAAAAAUCUAGGUAAAUUGGCAGACCGCAGUUGAAAGUGGACAAGCCGAAAGGCGUAACGAUUUAUUUGCAAAAAGUCGCUGGGCUGGAGGAGACGACGACAACAUCGACAAAAUGUCGCUGCAAUUGCAAAUUGAGAAGCUCAAAGGUCUGGACAAUUACAAAGCGUGGUCGAUGACAGUGCGCGCCUAUCUGGAGUCCGAGGAUCUGUGGUGCGUUGUCGAGAAUGGACCCGAGAAUAACGAAGAGUCCCUGCUGAAGGAUAAGCGUGCCAAGUUCCUGAUACUCUGUCUGAUUGAAACGAAGCUGUGCCAGUUUAUGGUCAGCAUACGCACCGCCAGGGAUCUAUGGAACUAUCUGCGCACCCAGCAUUCGCUGCGCUGAGGCCAUUUUCCUGCGAAUCAAAAUGGACACCAAUAAAGAACAUUGCAGAAAAUGA